Magnusiomyces paraingens is the source of this 1242-nucleotide messenger RNA. RefSeq lists its product as uncharacterized. The transcript has a single exon. Gene Ontology annotation, cellular component: mitochondrion. The coding region runs from base 1 to 1242 and encodes 413 amino acids. Gene Ontology annotation, biological process: isocitrate metabolic process. Gene Ontology annotation, molecular function: magnesium ion binding; isocitrate dehydrogenase (NADP+) activity; NAD binding. NCBI's taxonomy places the organism in Eukaryota, Fungi, Ascomycota, Dipodascomycetes, Dipodascales, Dipodascaceae. The record is from RefSeq and is a predicted model, not a curated record.
AUGUCAGCCUCUUCCUUCCAAAAGAUCAAGGUCAAGAACCCCAUUGUCGAGCUCGACGGUGAUGAGAUGACCAGAAUUAUCUGGCAAUUCAUCAAGGAUAAGCUCAUCACCCCCUUCCUUGAUGUCGACCUCAAGUACUACGAUCUCGGUAUUGAGUACCGUGACCAGACUGAUGACCAGGUCACCAUUGACGCUGCUAACGCUAUUCUCAAGUACCAAGUCGGUGUCAAGUGCGCCACCAUCACCCCCGAUGAGGCCCGUGUCGAGGAGUUCAAGCUUAAGAAGAUGUGGCUCUCUCCCAACGGUACUAUCCGUAACAUUCUCGGUGGCACUGUCUUCCGUGAGCCCAUUGUUAUUCCUCGCAUCCCCAGAAUCGUGCCUGGUUGGGAAAAGCCCAUCAUUAUUGGCAGACACGCCCACGGUGACCAGUACAAGGCCCAGGACACUGUCAUCCCUGCCCCUGGUACUGUCGAGCUCGUCUACACUCCUGCCGAUGGCAGCGAGGUUACCAAGAUCAAGGUCUUUGACUACAAGGGCCCCGGUGUCGCUCUCGCCAUGUACAACACUGACGACUCUAUCCAGGGUUUUGCCCACUCUUCUUUCAAGCUUGCUCUUGACCGCGGCUUGAACCUUUACCUGUCCACCAAGAACACUAUUCUUAAGAAGUACGAUGGCCGAUUCAAGGAUAUCUUCCAGGAGAUUUACGAGAAUGAGUACAAGGCUAAGUUUGAGGAGAAGGGUAUUUGGUACGAACACAGACUGAUUGACGAUAUGGUUGCCCAGAUGCUUAAGUCCAAGGGUGGCUACAUUAUUGCCAUGAAGAACUACGAUGGUGAUGUCCAGUCCGAUAUUGUUGCCCAGGGCUUUGGUUCCCUUGGUCUCAUGACCUCUGUUCUUGUUUCCCCCGAUGGAAAGACCUUUGAGUCUGAGGCUGCUCACGGUACCGUCACCCGUCACUACAGACAGCACCAGCAGGGUAAGGAGACCUCUACCAACUCCAUUGCUUCCAUCUUUGCUUGGACCAGAGGUAUUGCCCAGCGUGGUAAGCUCGACGAGACCCCCGAGGUUAUCCAGUUUGCUGAUGCCCUUGAGAAGGCUACCAUUGACACUGUCCAGGUUGAUGGCAUCAUGACCAAGGACUUGGCUCUUGCUGCUGGCAAGACUGACAGAUCUGCUUACGUUCUCACUGAGGAGUUCAUUGAUGCUGUUUCCAAGAGACUCCGCUCUGAGCUCAAGGCUUAA